UUAUGAUCAUAUGGUUGCAAUUAUAAAACAUGCCCUCAGAAAUGGACUAGACAAAGAAUUUGAGAAAAUAAGUCUGGACCUUAAGCGAUCUGCGUAUCAUUCACCUUGUCAAAACUUUCCCCAUCUUUAUUGCCGCAAUAAAGAAAUUAUUUUGUCCAAACUCCAACGUCCACUUUUAACGCCUAUUAUGAAAAAAGAUGUGUUGUCAACUCAGAUAGCACCUAUUGUGCCAGAUCUUAUGAAUAUAUGUUUUAAAUUGGAGCUAGCUGGGAUAGGUUUGGGAAAAGAGGAGACCACACUUCUUUUACUUUCAUUAAAAAAUUUGGCUAUUUCUGAGCCCAUUCGCUCUAUGAGGUUUUGGGGGAAGGUUUAUGGAAUGCAAAAAGAUUAUUACAUUGUCGAAGCUGAACUACAAGAAGACGCUUAUUUACAGGAGUUUAAAACAGAGUUAGCAAUGGAUAGCGAUUCUUUUGCUAAAAAGAAAGGAGAUCUUGAAAUGAUAGAAGCCAAAUUGGAUAAAAAUGGUGAGCUAAUGGAAGAAUUGCCAAAAUCAUUUUGGAAGCCUCCUAUUCCUAUUCCCCCAGAACCUUAUGGUACAGGAGCCAACAAAAAAGUCUAUUAUGUUUGCAAUAUUUUGGGAGAGGCGUGGACACGACUUCCUCUUGUGACGCCUUCACAGGUGAGAUAUUUUAUUGAUGCUAUGCUAAUAUCAAUCGCCAGACAAAUAAGGAUCUUAUUUACUGGAAAUCUUGAGGCAAGAUUGUCAACAUAUCCUUCGUUUCCCGGACUAGAGAAGAACUAUCUCCGAGCCCAAAUAUCUCGAAUCACCAGUACGACGGUUAUAUCACCACUGAACUUCUAUCAGUUUGAUGAGGAUACGGAGGAGGCUGCUGAGGAAGAGGCCAGUGGAAGAGAGACAUUUAUAGAGAAUCCGCAAUUCGAGCCUCUAAAUUGCAUUGAGCUCUCAGAUCCCGGCCUAAACAAUUGGGUUCAUCACACCUCCUACCUUUUGCCUCAAGGCCGAACUACCUGGUUAACAGUGCUAUUCAAUUCUGUUUCAUUUGAACAAAUUCCAUUCUAA
This is a messenger RNA of Protopolystoma xenopodis, 1081 nucleotides long. The record is from the annotation of a GenBank genome assembly. Lineage: Eukaryota; Metazoa; Platyhelminthes; Monogenea; Polystomatidea; Polystomatidae.